AUGGAAGCACAGGAGAACAAUGGCCAGACUAUCAGUGCAGCUCACGCAGUGGUCUCACGUGUCACAUUAGAUGAGAUUGCACUCUACGACCGACAAAUUCGUCUUUGGGGAGUCAAGGCCCAAGAAAAAUUGAGAUCAGCCAAUAUCCUUCUUAUUACGUUCAAGGCAUUGGCGAACGAGAUCGCGAAGAACCUGGUGCUGGCAGGAAUUGGGUCGUUGACCAUUCUGGACCAUGAGGUCGUCACAGAGAUGGACUUGGGAGCCCAAUUCUUCGUGUCCCAGGAACAUGUGGGCCAAAAUCGAGCUCAAGCUGCAGCACCUCAAGUCCGCAGCAUGAACCCCAGAGUCCGGGUUAACGUUGAUACCGACAAUGUUCGCACGAAACUUCCGGAAUUCUUUGCGGGGUUUGACAUCACAAUAGCCACGGAUCUGGAUUUUCCCACCUGCACGACCAUCAAUGCUGCCUGUCGCAUUUCUAACCGACCUUUUUAUGCUGCCGGUCUGCAUGGAUUCUAUGGGUACGUAUUCGCAGACCUGAUCUCCCAUGACUUCGUGAUCGAGCGGGAGAAGUCGAAUGUCGCAUCCCCGCCGCAGGAGACGCCCACGCGAACCAUCUUGAACAUCACUACGAAAAGGGAAAACGACAAGAUCAUUGAAAUGGUGACCAAACGGGAGGUGUACACUCCUCUGCUCCUCGCAAAUACCUCUCCACUCCCCGAAGACUUCACCCGCAUCCCGCGAAGACGGAAGCAGGUGACGCCCCUUCUCACCUGCCUUCGAGCACUUUGGGAGUUCCAAAAGCUGUCCGGCGGGAAGGUGCCGACCUUUUCGCGUCCGGACCUGGAACUCUUCACGAAGCUGGCUAGCGAGCGCCACCGGGAGCUGCAACUCGAUCUCAGCACACUCGACGCAGAAUUCCUGCGCAGCUUCCUCCAGAACCUGGGCUGCGAGCUGAGCCCCGUGGCCGCGUUCCUGGGCGGCAGCCUGGCGCAAGACGUCAUCAACGUCCUGAGCGCGCGGGAACAGCCGCUGCAGAACAUUCUGCUCUUCGACGGAGAGAGGAACGUCGCACCGAUCUAUCCGCUGCACCCGAUCUUCCCGCCCAAUAUCGAGAGUCUGGCCGCGUCUUCAACAACAACAAUGCCAAUCUCCAACCUUGCUGUUAAUUCGACUCCUACGGGCGAAGUAGCUGCCCCGGCGCCUUGA
This is a messenger RNA of Rasamsonia emersonii CBS 393.64, 1206 nucleotides long. RefSeq names its product SUMO activating enzyme. The record is from RefSeq and is a predicted model, not a curated record. Gene Ontology annotation, cellular component: cytoplasm; SUMO activating enzyme complex. Gene Ontology annotation, molecular function: SUMO activating enzyme activity. The transcript is spliced from 4 exons. Lineage: Eukaryota; Fungi; Ascomycota; Eurotiomycetes; Eurotiales; Trichocomaceae. The coding region runs from base 1 to 1206 and encodes 401 amino acids. Gene Ontology annotation, biological process: protein sumoylation.